Molecule: messenger RNA, 4009 nt
Organism: Oncorhynchus kisutch (coho salmon)
Lineage: Eukaryota; Metazoa; Chordata; Actinopteri; Salmoniformes; Salmonidae
Gene: ccdc24
Product: coiled-coil domain containing 24
Exons: 9
Coding region: 83-1519 (478 amino acids)
Source: RefSeq, a predicted model, not a curated record
GGGAGAGUGAUCUCGCGAUAUUUCUGCCUUGGAGACAAGAACGCUUACACUGGAAACAGAAAGCAACAAGAUAAAGUUCCUCAUGGAAGAAACCGAAUCAGUGUGGAAUAUUAUCGUGGAGCAUGUCCCAGAGUCAGAGCUCUCAGAGAUCCGGGUCCUUCUUGGAGAUGCUCUGAUUGACAUAUACACAGAGAUGUAUUCAGAGGUCACUAUGUGGCAGCAGAUUUGGCAGACGUUGCGCCUUAAACAGGGUAACAGGCCAAAGGCCCCUCGCUGCCCCCUGGCGGACCCCCCUGCUAUCAAGGAGCUGCUGAAAGCUGAGAUCCAACUGCUGCUGGCCACCGUGAGAGAGAGAGCAGCCCAGGAGGGCAGGGAUGCAGACGCAGACUUGUUCCGGUACAGUCCUAGUGUGGUGAAUUAUGCCUUGGGUGUCCCGAGCAACCGUUGCGACACUGUGAAUAGUAGGCCUACCUCUAGUGGAAUACAGUUGAGCCAGAGUCAACAUGUAGGAAGGUCCUGUUCACAGAGCUCAGUCACUUCUACUACCAACCACGAUGACAUUGAUGCCAUGAAACACAUGCUGAACAUCACCCACAUAGACGACAUUGUGGCCCACCUCAAAUCAGUCCUGUCAGAAGAAUGCAAUGUGCUGAAAAGCCAAGUUCAGUUUCUGCAGGAGAGUGUGGAACAGGAGCACCAGACACAGCAUGAUGUCACUGAGGCUCCAGAGCCCACUGUAACAGAGCUUAAGGAGGAGAGGAGAGCCAUCCAGAUGGAUAUGAAAAGGCAGAGCCUCAGCCUCACCCACUGUCCCUCCUCCUCCCCUGUGGAAACAAGCCUGCAGAUCAGAUCCAGGUCGACAGGAUGGACAGGUUUUCCUGCAGAUGAGACACAGAGACACUUGAUCCCUGUGGUGGUCACCAGACCCCAUCCUCCCCAUACCAAGCCACCUCUAGUAACAUCUCUAGUAAGGAGUACUCCUCUAUUAGACAGGAUGAGAGGCCAGCCACGUAGCUCACCCAACACCAGAGAACCCAGCCCUCUCCAACCGUCUAAAUAUGAACAGCUAAGGACUUACAGCCAGAGCUCUGAGGCUUCCCACACCUGCAACAGAGGACCCACCACCACCACCCAAGACAGGGACAGCUACCUACCACCCCUGGUCCUCUCUGCCAGUACAGUAACCAGCCUUGAACCCUACCUUAAUCCUCCCUCAGAAGAGAGAGUAAAGGGCAGAACUUGCAGGCGUAGUGGUCAGACUGUGACUGAGGGAGCUCAAAGACAUGAUGACUCAUGGUCAGACUCAGUGAACAGCUGGCCCUCUUUAUCCUCUGGUGGACACUGUCCUCUAGGCUCCUCCACACAGCCUCCUGGGAGCAAAAGGAGCUGUGAGCAGAUGAGCCCCGUAAGGAUGUUCCACCCUGCUCCUCCCGCCAUGCAGAGGCCAGCCAGUAGAGGGCAGAGUGUGGCCAGGAACAUGUGUCUGCCACAGCGGGACAGCCAGGUCAGCUCCUUGUGAACUGAACUCUUUACUACAGAAGAAGAUACACAGGCAGCCCAAUUCAGAUUGUUUUUUUGACCAAUCAGAUCUGAAAAAGAUCUGAUGUGAUUGGUCAAAAGACCGAUUUAGUGGGAAACGUAUCAUUAUUGUGCUGCUUGUAUCAAGGCAACCUCUGAUACUGUAAUAUAUGUUCUAGCUGCAGUCUGGUCAAUGUAUGUCACUCCUAAAAUGAGAUAUCCUCACAAACAUGUAUCUUAUCACAGGUCAAUAGUACUCAUACUUGUAAAAGGGAUGUCGUAAUCUCUUGAGAAUGAGUGCUGGCAUUGGCUAGUCUUCCACAAUGAGACAAGAGGCACAGGGAUGUUAUAUGGUGAUUUUCAAGAGACUGGUAGAAGACCUGAAAGAGAACAAGACAAUAUGGUUGAAUGCUUUUGAAAUGAUUAAACAUUUGAUCUACAUAUUCAACCAUUUAAUGAAUGCAUUUUGAAUAAAUAUGAAUGUAUUUGGAUAAAUGUUCAUAUGUCUCUAAUACAUGUUUUAUUACGGUUCUGCUUUCUCCAAUCUAACGAAAGUGAUUACCUGUUCAGAAAGAGAACACUGCAUGCUGUGUAAUCUAGAUGGGACAUAAACCACACUUGAGUGAUCUUUAAAAUAGAUUUUAUUUACCAUUUGUAAUUGAACAGUUUACGAUAUACAGCUGACAUGACUAAGACAAUUCAAUGGAUUUUGGCCCCAAGGUACAAGAGACAUGGUUAGAUAUAUAUGAUAAAGUACCAGUACUGUGUUCAUUUCAUUUGUGCUUUAUUCUCCCUCAUGAUAGAAUUUACAUUGGCAUAACAUGUCUACUCUGACAGUGACAACAGUUUACUCAGACCAUUGUAAAGCCUUAUUUCUAAAUGGAAGUUUGUAUUAUUAGAUAUGUUAAAAACACAUGACUUGAUUUAAAGUGCUGAAACAACUUGUACAAAAUUCAGACAUCUCUGUGAUUGUAGUGAAUCACAGAGCAGAUAAAUCAGUUUUAGUACAGUAAAAGCCUACUAUGUGUUUUCAGAAUUGCUAACAUGUAUUCAUUUCUUACAUUCCAUAUAUAGAAGACUUUUACUACAGUGAUUUCAAUAUGAGUUGAUGAACAAUUUGUUUCUAUUACAAUGUCACAAAUAUAUGAAUAUUCAUUCAAUGUGUCCUUUUACACUACCUGCUUAGGUUGAUCAUUUUAAUGAUAGGGUCUCACCAAAUGAUAAAAUGCCAAGCUAAUGAAAUAAUAAUCCCAAAAAGGAAGAAUAAGAUGAAAACAAAAUCACCCUUUCAUACAUAGUUCCCCAAUACAUUGAUAUUUUGAUCUUAUGUCAUGUAUUGCAUUUACAAUGUUAUCUAGUCUUUUAUUCAGAUCCCCAUUAGCUGAAGCAGCAGCUACUCUUCCUGGGGCCCGAGCUAUGUUGCUGAUUAUGCUGUUUGAUUUGAUUUUAUUUAUUUGCCACAUAAUGCUCGUAAACUACUCCUCUACCAAAUUGAAAAGGCCAGUCUGUUUACACAAAAAAUGUACAGCACAGUCGCUAUAUUGUAAACAGAUGUGACUGCAGUACAGUACCACAGUGUUCACUUAAUACUGUUGGCAUUAUUGCUAUGUAAAAUAGAUUAACACUUAUUAUGUACCGUCUCCAACAGUCAUGUAGCUGCAGACAUGUCAUGUACCUCCAACAGAACAUACUGGUAAAUGCAUUCCUUUUGAAUUUCAAGUUUCAACCCAAACUUUUUUUCGGCAAUACUUUUGACAUCAGCUGGCUUUUAGAACAAGAUAAAGGUAGUGUCACUGGACAUGGAUGAUAAAUUGUGAUGAUAAAAUACAUGUUUUUUUUUUUUGUACAAAAACAAAAGGUUUUAAAUAGGUAGUUUGUGUUUUGUUAGAUGAAAAAAUGGAUUGUUAAUGAUUGAUUAGAAUUACAUGACAUCAAUACUGACACUAUCGUGGUCUAAACAUAGUAGUUAUCAGUAGGGUAUCCACUACACAUAAAUACAUAUUACACUAAACACUGGCUAAUUAUACUAUAAGAAAAUAAAAAUACACCCAAAUAAAAACACACAAACACCAGUCCUCUGAUAGAGGAAGAAUUCCGGGGAUAGCAGAGACCAAAGGGUUGCAAUAGCAUGGUGGUUAUCCUAACUUACUACUAUUAUAAAGAAGAGGACUACAAGUCAACAGUUCAACAAGAAGAAUAAAUAAAAGUCCUAGAGGACUCCCUAGCCUCAGCCGGCAUGUCGAGAAUAAUUCUGUUAUCAAAUGAAGUCACCAGGGUCAUUAUAUACUAACCCACUUUAGCUCAUUUACACCUGUCAACUUCUUAUUACCAAAAUGAUAUGUAUCCAUAGUGUUUCUAACUUUUCAAGACACACACAUCAGCAACAUCAUUAUUAAUAUCCUGUGCUAUCGUCAUUCUAGGAACACUACUACUCUGCUUUAUAACAGAUUCAGUAGUGUGGCUGUACUGUGCUUCUGUCAUCAUCAUAGGA